AGAAUCGCGUUGCGCAUUUUAAGACUUUAUUAAAGGAAGACUGAGAGACUUAUUGUUGACCUUAAUGAGUGCUAUUGUGUUGUGUAUGCUUCGUUGCUAAGUUUCAGUUUGACUUGGUAGUUACACCUCGCUCACAAUUCUCAUACUGCAUUGUACUGUGAUCGAUCAAUGGAGAGAGCGAAGGAACACGUCGAGCAAAUACGGAGGAGCAAAUUCUCGAUCGGAGGAGCACCCAACCCUCUGACGGAGGACCUCCACCAAGCCGUUAGGAACCUCUCUGCCGAGCUCUACGCUAAGGACGUUCACUUCCUCAUGGAACUCAUCCAGAACGCAGAAGAUAACCAGUAUGAUGGAGGAGUGGAUCCCACCCUUGAUUUCAUUAUAACUUCGAAGGACAUAACAGGCACUGGUGCUACAGCCACUUUGCUCAUCUUCAACAAUGAAAUUGGCUUUUCUACUCGAAACAUCGACUCUAUAUGUAGUGUUGGACGCUCUACUAAGAAAGGCAACAGAAUUAAGGGUUAUAUAGGGGAGAAAGGGAUUGGGUUCAAGAGUGUAUUUCUGAUCACUUCUCAGCCAUAUAUUUUUAGCAAUGGGUAUCAGAUACGGUUCAAUGAAGAGCCGUGUCCACAUUGUGGUCUCGGCUACAUAGUUCCUGAAUGGGUUGAGGAGAAACCAACGCUUCUCGACAUCAAACAGAUAUAUGGUGGCGGUGACACACUCCCAACCACAACAAUUGUGUUACCACUUAAGCCAGACAAAAUUGCACCAGUGAAACUGCAGCUCUCCACCAUUCAUCCUGAAGUUCUGUUAUUCCUUUCCAAGAUCAAGCGCCUUACAGUCAAGGAAGACAAUGAUGAUCCUAAGCUCAACACAAUAAGUGCUGUUUCUAUUUCGAGCGAAGUUAAUUUCAAGACAAGCAAAAACAUCAAUGCCGAGUCCUACACACUCCAUCUUUCAGAGGAGGAGAAUGGUGACUCUGAAAAGGAAUGCAGCUACUACAUGUGGAAGCAGAAAUUUCCUGUCAGAUCAGAGAAUAGAGUGGAAAGGAGAAUGGAUGUUGAUGAGUGGGUUAUAACAUUGGCUUUUCCAAAUCAUGAGAGGCUUCAAAGGGGAAAUACGUCACCUGGGGUCUAUGCAUUUCUUCCCACAGAGAUGGUGACCAGCUUUCCUUUCAUAAUUCAAGCUGAUUUUGUGCUGGCUUCAUCGAGGGAGACAAUCCUGUUGGAUAAUAAAUGGAAUCAAGGGAUACUCAGCUGUGUCCCUACUGCUUUCAUGGAGGCAUUCAAAUCCCUCAUUAUUACAACAAAUGAUGUUCCAUUGUUUAAUUUGCCGCGGAUGUUUCAGUUUCUUCCAGUCAAUGCCUCUUCCUAUGCGGAAUUAAAUGUUGUGAGGGAUGAAAUAAAAGCAAUGAUGGCCCAAGAAAAUAUUAUUCCCAUUGAGACAUACACCCAGCAGAAGCACUUUUACAGGCCUUGUGAUGUUGGUAGGUUAUUGCCUGCUUUUUGGGAUAUUUUGACCAGUGCUCGUGAGAACGGAAUAACUUUUCAUAAUCUAUCUAGCCAUGGAAGAUAUAUUCUUUGUUCUUCAUUUGACAAAGCUAAAUAUGACCAGAUACACAGUUUCUUAGGAGUCAAACUAGUGAGCAAUGAAUGGUAUGCCAAGUGCAUCCAGAGUUCGAAUCUUGUGGAGGGAGUGUCAGAAGAUGUCUAUCUAAAGCUUCUACUUUUUGUUGCUACUAACUGGGCGUCCAGAUUUGCUUGUUCUGAUAUGGGGAACUUACCAUUGAUAAAAUAUGUUGGUUCUAAUGGGAAUAUUUCCCAGUUCAGUGUAAAUGAGUGCAGAUAUCAUCAGAACCCCAAGGCAAUUUUGUUAGCCGAUCAAAAUCAUUCUCGUGUUAUCUCAUGGCUAAUUGAUUGGAAUAAGGAAUUUCAGUGUGUAUCCCAUCGUUACUUUAUGCCUGAGAACAUACAACAAGCAAUGUGGGCAUUCCCCAAGAGACAAACGUUGAUGGAAUGGCUAGAGCAUGAAGUCAAUGUAUCUACCUUGGGUUUAUACAAGUUCGCAGUUUGUCUGAGCAAAUCUCUCAAGAAUCACAAGCUUGUCAUCACAUAUGCUCACUUCUUGUAUCACUCUUUUUCAACGGGUUAUUUGACACCUCGUGAGGUAGGUGACCUGUGCAGUUCUAUGCCACUUGUGGACAAUUAUGGGAACGUGAAAACAAGCAGAGGCGGAGUGGUAGUUCCUGCCAAUGGGAGCAAAUGGGCAGACUUGGUUGUUUCCAAUCCAUGGACAAAUGAUGGUUUUGUUGAAUUAGGAGAAGAGUACAUGCAUCCUUGUUGUGCAGGUCAAUCUUCACGUAAAAAUGAACUUUUGGACUUCCUUCGCAAAUUUGCUGGAGCUUCUGAUGUACCUUACAUAUCUGCUCCAUUUUAUGGGAUUUCUGGUGUAGAUACGCCACUUACUAAGGAAAAUGUUUUCUUGCUUUUGGAUUGGAUUCGUAACCUGAAAUCUAAGGGUAUGAAUCUACCUGAGAGGUUCGUAAAUUCCAUAAAGCAAGGUAGUUGGCUUAAAGUCACUGUCAAUGGAUACAGGCCACCUUCACAGUCAUUUCUAGUUGGUUCUUCCCUCGGAAUCAUUUUGCAGAAUGGAUCUGCUCUUGUCGACAUUCCUCUAGUUGAUGAGGAGUUCUAUGGGCAGAAAAUAUUGGAGUACAAGGCAGAACUGGGAACAGUGGGAGUUAUGUUUAGCUAUGAAGAAGCGUGUAACUUUAUUGGUAAACGACUUAUGUCUCGCGCAGCAUCUUUCACUUUGAGUAAAGGCCAUGUGCUUUUGAUACUUGAGUUUAUUCGGUAUCUACGGGUAAAAAUGCUUCCCGUAGAUCAAUUUGUGAACAGCAUUAGACGAGGAAGUUGGCUAAAGACAUCACAUGGUUAUAGGUCACCCGUUGGUUCUGUUUUGCAUGAUUCAGAGUGGCAAACUGCAUCACAAAUUAGUGAUAUACCUUUCAUCGACAAGGCUCACUACGGUGAAGAAAUAUACCGUUUCAAAGACGAGCUUGAGUUGCUUGAUGUCGUAGUUGGCUUCCAUAAUAGUUACCAGCUCGUAAUAGACAACUUGAAAUCACCGUCGUGCUUGAAAUCUUUGACGGCUAAUGCUGUUCUCUUGAUUCUGGAAUGUAUUCGUGCUGCUGCUGAUAGCUCUGACAAACUGGUUAAUGCCCUAAAAGCAGCCAAUUGUUUGAAGACUAAUAAUGGCCUUAAAUCUCCUGGUGAAUGUUUCUUACCUGAGCCUGCAUGGCGAUGCAUUCUUGAUGUGUUCACUGGUUUCCAUGUCAUUGAUCUUGGUUUCUAUGGAGAAAAGAUUUUCAUAUAUAAGAAAGAGCUGAAGAAAGCCGGAGUUGUGGUUGAUUUUGAAGAGGCAAUGAAAACAUUUGGUGAUGUGUUCAAGAAAAAAGCAUCACAGACUGACAUAAACAAAUGUCAUGUCGAGUCAUUUCUAUCGUGCUGCAGACAAGUGAAAGAAGCUGAGUACAAGUUUCCUUCUGAGUUUUUAGGAAUCUUAAGUACUUCCAAAUGGUUGCGAACUCGGGUUGGUGAUUAUAAGUCUCCAGGGGGCUGUAUUUUAUUUGGUCCAGAUUGGAAAUCUCUCUCUGCGAUUACUUGUCUCCCUUUCAUUGAUGACAGUGACAGUUGUUAUGGCAUGGGGAUACAUGAGUAUAAGGAGGAGCUGAAGAAUAUGGGGGUUAUUACCGAACUGAAACUUGGUGUAGACUUUGUUUCAAGCUGUCUCAGGUUUCCAUCAGAUCCUUCCAGCAUAACUCCUGAGAGUGUCCUAUCAUUGUUGGAAUGCAUUCGGCUAUUACUUCAGCGCAGUCAUUCUCUUAAUGAGGACUUCAAGAAAAGAUUAUCUAAACAAUGGUUGAACACCAAUGCUGGUCAUAGGACCCCAGAUAAAUGUUUGCUGUUUGGUUCUCAGUGGAAUUCGUUUCUUAAACCAAUGGAUGGACCUUUCAUCAAUGAGAACUUCUAUGGAGCUAAAAUUGCAGAGUACGAGAAAGAACUCUGUGAAAUUGGAGUUAUUACUGAUGUCAAGAAAGGAUGCUCGUUAAUUGCCAGCAACAUAGAUUUACAUUCCGACUAUCCCACCAUUGUACGAAUAUACAGGUACUUGAAAGAACACCAUUGGAUACCAGAGAAUGGGGGCAACAGGAUUUGGGUUCCCAAGGGAGAUGAUAAUGGAGAGUGGGUCAAUCCCAAAGAAUGUGUCAAAUGUGACAAGAAUGAAUUAUUUAGUUCGAGGUUAUAUGUUCUUCGAAAGUAUUAUGAUAAAGACUUGUUUCCUCUCUUCUCGGAUAUGGGUGUCAGGGGCGAGCCAUCACUUAUUGAUUAUAUUGAGUUAUGGAAGGAAUGGGAGAGUUCCGGGAAAAAAAUUUCACAGGAUGAAUGCUGCAAGUUCUGGACUUACCUUUUGCAACACAGAACCAAGAAGUCAGAGACGAUGAUUGCUGAGAAUUUGAUGAAGCUACCUGCUACAUCAGACUCUGAUAAAGUAGUUUUGCUAGAGAAGCGUGAUGUAUUUGUUGCUGAUAACCUUCACUUGAAGAAUCUUUUUCAGCAAGAUGGUGUAUUUGUCUGGUAUCCUAAGCAAAGCUUGGCAUCAUUGCCCAGGUCAGAAUUGUUAGACUUGUACAAGAAAAUUGGUGUGCGCACCAUAUCUGAGUCUGUUCUCAAGGAAGAAUCAUCCUUAGUAGAUGAUGGAAAAUUCACACAAGUGGACCCAAGAAAUGUUUUCAACGGGAAAGGGUUGGUUAAACUUAUUCUUGGAUUUCUUGCAUGUUCUAGCCUCAGAAUGGAAGCAGAGAAAAGGCAUGAAGCUGUUCAAGGUAUUCUUAACCUCACUGUCUGUGAGACAAUGGAGCAAGUCACUGUAAGCUAUAGUUUGCCAUUAUCAUCAGGGGAUGUCAUUACUAGGGAGGCAAACAGGAUGAUACGUUGGGAAAGGGAAAGUGAAAGCUCAAAACUCUUCACUCAAAAGAUGGACUGGAGCAGCGGAAAAGCAAGCAUGCUAAAAUAUGCUACAUAUUUCUGCGAAGCAAUCUCUGUCGGUGUACUGUCUGAGAAUGUUGAUCAUGUACCUGCUUUAUCCGAGUUGAUCAAAUUGGCUUUCGUGCUCAAGUUUGAUGAAGAAGCUGUUGAUUUCUUGAUGGAGUCCAAGGAUCUGCAGAUUUUUUGGGAGGAUGAAGAGUUCCUCAGUUCUGCCUUCCCAGUUGACUAGGUUUUAUGUAGUAUUGGGGCACUCUUAAAAUAUGCUGCUGAUUCACGGAUCAAAUAAUGGUAUUGUAUUGUUAAAUGAUUGCUGUUGAUUCGUGGAUGUUAUCGUUUAUCAUAGUGUAUGUGUUUGUUUAUAUUCGGUUUGGUUUGUACUUUCUUGUCGCACAAUUGUAAUUCGAGGUGCUGUAUGUUCCUGAUUUGGUGUCCUUUUACAUUUUGACCUUUGGGGUUCACUUCAUGGAAGUAUGGAACUCAGCAACAUGAUAAUUGCUCUUUAUUUAAGUAGUUAAGAACUGUAAAAGGAAUAAAUGCGUAGCAGCGAACAUUAUAGUUUGUGUA
This is a messenger RNA of Arachis duranensis, 5612 nucleotides long. RefSeq lists its product as uncharacterized. NCBI's taxonomy places the organism in Eukaryota, Viridiplantae, Streptophyta, Magnoliopsida, Fabales, Fabaceae. The transcript has 4 exons. The coding region runs from base 169 to 5277 and encodes 1702 amino acids. The record is from RefSeq and is a predicted model, not a curated record.